CAAAACAGGAAAUGAAGGAACUGAGGAAGUAGAGAACAUUUUGUGCGAGCGAGUGCUUUGAGCGUUAGCUAGCUAUUUAAUUUAAAAAGAGAGUGGCACUAUGUUGCAACUUCAGUUUACUAAAGAUACUCUGCCAGAUUCUGUUAGCACUGACUUCCAGAAUUUGAAUAAAUUUAAUGAGCAGCAAUUUUUAAGUCUGACUGACAUUAUCUACCGCUUCUUAGUAGAGCCUAAAGAGGCAGACAGGUUCUUGCAGCAGCUGAGUGAGUUUGCUGGGGAGAAUGGAAUGAGUGCAGGCCCAUUGCGAAACCUGGUGAAGAGCGUGCUUCUGGUGCCUCAUGGUGCUCUGAAGAAGACUUUAAAUGCUGAUCAAGUGAAAGAGGAUCUUAUCACUUUAGGAUUAAAUGAAGACAAAGCACUCCAUUUCUCAAAUCAGUGGAAAGUCCACUAUCCUGUCCUGUCCAGACUGGCUGUGGGACAGACUUUAAUGGUUAAUCAGCUUGUGGACAUGGAAUGGAAGUUUGGAGUGACUGUCGGGACGAGUGAGCUGCAGAAGGUUGGGAACAUCUUCUUACAGCUGAAGUUGGUUGUCAGGAAGGGGAAUUCCACUGAAAAUGUCUAUAUGGAGCUGACCCUUCCGCAGUUUUAUAACUUCCUGCAUGAGAUGGAGCGUGCAAAAGCCAGCAUGGACUGCUUCAGCUGAACCCGCCUGAUGCUGGAGAGCAUACGGAAGAGAUGGCCACAGGUUUACAACCACAGACUACCACAGACUGGUGUUGUGUGGAGUAUGGGGAACAUUUCUGACUUGAAGGAUUCUUCCAGAGUUCCAUGAUGCAAGAUUUCAAACCUUUGAGUGCAUCCAGUUUGCAUGUUUUGUACAACACUAUAUGACUGAGUGAGUGAGUUAAUUCACUCAGGAUUCACCAGAGGUAAUUCUCUUUGCCACAGCCACAUUAUUCCAACCCCACUUAAAACACCCUUGUUUCUUGUUGAUUUUUUCUUUCUCAUAAACUCACUCUGUAAAUUGCACUUUUUAAAAAUAAAUUGUCAUUGUGUCGUUACCUUCA
Molecule: messenger RNA, 1067 nt
Organism: Conger conger (European conger)
Lineage: Eukaryota; Metazoa; Chordata; Actinopteri; Anguilliformes; Congridae
Gene: commd7
Product: COMM domain containing 7
Exons: 9
Coding region: 101-703 (200 amino acids)
Biological process (GO): tumor necrosis factor-mediated signaling pathway; negative regulation of DNA-templated transcription
Molecular function (GO): NF-kappaB binding
Source: RefSeq, a predicted model, not a curated record